Molecule: messenger RNA, 1812 nt
Organism: Carassius carassius (crucian carp)
Lineage: Eukaryota; Metazoa; Chordata; Actinopteri; Cypriniformes; Cyprinidae
Product: piggyBac transposable element-derived protein 3-like
Exons: 2
Coding region: 1-1812 (603 amino acids)
Source: RefSeq, a predicted model, not a curated record
AUGUGGAGUGAUGAGGAAGAUGGAAAUGCAGAUGGAAAUGCAGAUGAUGCUAGAUCUCCAACAAUUGGGGAGGACAGAGAUGAGCCAGGGGAGGACAGAGAUGAGCCACCACCGGUAGUAGAGGAAGAAAUUGAGAUUGAGGCAGAGGAAGGUCAGGAUCAAGAAGACAGAGAAGAUUAUGAGCAUGAGCAUGAGGCAGAUGUAGAACCUGGUGAUGAUCCUUUUACAAAUAUCACAAAAAAGAGUGAUAUUCAGUGGCGUCGUCACACCCGCUUUACCCUAGUAGAAACAACAUGGGAAAGUCCCACCAGUGACCCCCCUGAGCCACUAACACCAUACGGCUACUUCAAGCAGUAUGUUCCAAGUCAGAUGUUUGAGCUGAUGAGCACAAUGACCAAUAUAUAUGCAGAGCAAAAUGGAGUCAGGGGGUAUAAACAUGCCUCAGCUUCUGAGAUUGAAGUCCUUGUCGGUCUACAUAUGGCAAUGGGAGUUCUUGGUCUUCCAAGAGUGAGAAUGUACUGGUCUUCCAGUAUCAAUAUUGGAAUUUUCACGGAAACCAUGUCUCGAGAUCGUUUUUUUCAACUCCGCUCCAACCUGCAUGUUGUAAACAACCAUGAGAGGCCUCCUGGAGACACUGAUGUUUUCUUCAAGGUCAGACCAAUCUAUGAGUCCAUAAGGAAACGCUGUCUGCAGCUACAACUGGAGGAAGAUCUCUGUAUUGAUGAGCAGAUUGUGCCUUUCAGAGGAAAACUCUCUGUGAUCCAGUAUAUCAAAGGGAAACCUACUCCAUGGGGAGUGAAGAUCUAUUUCCUCUGUGGCAAAAGUGGGCUUGCUUAUGAUUUCCUCAUCUAUCAAGGUGCCACAACAGAGCUUUCUGAGAAAAGCAAAAAUAUUCUAAGGCAUGGAGCGUCUGUUGUCUUCCACCUGUGCCAGAGAAUUCAGAAUCCCAACCACAAGCUCUUUUUUGACAACUACUUCACCACCUACAAUAUCCUUGAAGUUCUUGCAGAAAAGAAAAUCCAUGCUGCUGGAACAGCAAGGCUUUGCCGCUUUGCAAAUCCGCCACUGAAGCCAGACAAGGAAAUGUCUAAGAAAACGCGGGGAAACCAUGAUGAAGUUAUAAGUAGGGAUGGAAAAGUUGUUCUAGUGAAGUGGUUUGAUAACCGCUCUGUUGUACUGGCCUCCAACUUUGUUGGUGUUGGAGAUGAAGACGAAAUUGAGAGGUGGGAUAAGAAAGAGAGGCAGUAUGUGAAGAUCAAGCGUCCAGAGGUUGUGAAGAAAUACAACAAGGCCAUGGGAGGGGUGGACAAGCUUGAUCAGCUAAUCAGCCUGUACAGGAUUGAUAUCAAGUCCCGCAAAUGGCCACUGCACAUGAUUACUCAUGCUUUUGAUGUUGCUGUAGUGAACAGCUGGCUUGAGUUUCGCAGGGACAAUGAAUCCAAAGGAACUCAGCCACAGAAAAUCAUGGAUCUCCUUGAAUUCAAAAUGAAUGUGGCCGAAGUGCUUGUGCGUUCUGGGAAGCCACAGGGUUCAAAAAAACGAGGGAGGCCAAGCAAUUCUGACGUAGCCAGUACCUCUCAAACUCCACAUGAAGAAGCUGGACAAAAGAGAGGGGCAAGGGAAUGGCGGCCAGUUCUUGAAGUCCAAAAAGAUAUGGUUGACCACCUGCCAAAUUAUGAUGCAAAAAAAGAAGCAACAAGAUGCAAAUUGGAAGGUUGUUCUGGGAAAACACAUGUCUUCUGUGAUAAGUGCAAGGUGCACUACUGCUUUGUGUCACAGAGAAAUUGUUUCAAAGAUGCACACAGGAAAUGA